UCACACUGAGCCUGGGGUGUAGGAAAGAUAAAUAAAUAAAGUAAAAUAUUUGUGAGCAAUGGACAAGGAAAGAUCGAUUGUGCCUAAUCAAAUUGGCUACCUGGUACUGAAGGACGACGGCGCUGUUCUGGAAUCAGGCGGGGAGCUGAAGAAUGACGAGCGCAGCGCUAAUGUGAUAAUGGGACUGCUCAAUCUCACCGAGAGCAUCGACGAGUCCUUCAUGGCGAAUAGCAGCUGCGAACGGAUCACCAUCGAUUACGAGGAGUACUACUACAGCAUCUGCAUGUCCAAUCGUCGAAUAUACAUUGUGAAAAUCAGUGGAUCCCAGAACGGUAGCAAUACAACUGCGACGACCAGCUCCUCCUCAUCGAACAGCGUGUAUAACGAUGCCUCAGACACUGGGGCGGUGCUGGCUUGAAACCCAAACUCGGAUGUUCGACCGCCCACUUGCCGAUUCUGCUGGCAGCGGGGUGGUAAUGGGCCACCCAGGGCCCAUAAUUGGCGCACCCCCAUCCUGUAUUUGAUCCUCCUCUUUAUUUGUCAAAGAAUACAUCAUCUGUGAGCUCCUGCUCGAAAA
Messenger RNA from Drosophila serrata, 577 nucleotides. It is a transcript of the gene Lamtor4, whose product is annotated as Late endosomal/lysosomal adaptor, MAPK and MTOR activator 4. Lineage: Eukaryota; Metazoa; Arthropoda; Insecta; Diptera; Drosophilidae. Gene Ontology annotation, molecular function: guanyl-nucleotide exchange factor activity. Gene Ontology annotation, cellular component: lysosome; Ragulator complex. Gene Ontology annotation, biological process: cellular response to amino acid stimulus; positive regulation of TOR signaling. The record is from RefSeq and is a predicted model, not a curated record.